Molecule: messenger RNA, 1461 nt
Organism: Colossoma macropomum (tambaqui)
Lineage: Eukaryota; Metazoa; Chordata; Actinopteri; Characiformes; Serrasalmidae
Gene: dapp1
Product: dual adaptor of phosphotyrosine and 3-phosphoinositides
Exons: 9
Coding region: 69-827 (252 amino acids)
Source: RefSeq, a predicted model, not a curated record
CAAGUCCAGUCGCGCUUCGGCUUCGCUGUGCUGAGGUGAAAAGGCGCUGAUCCUGCAGCUCCUCAGACAUGAGCGUGUGCAGCUCCAAUCCCAGCUGCGGAGAAGAUGUGGACGAGCUGGAGUCUGUGAGUUGGUACCAUUACGAUUUGUCCCGCCAUGCCGCUGAGGCCCUGCUCUUGUCCAAUGGUGUUGAUGGGAGUUUUCUGCUGAGAAACAGCAACAAGGGCCCUGACUGCUUUGCUAUUUCUGUAAGAGCAAAGGACUCAGUGAAGCACUUUCACGUACGCCGGCAGGGUGGCAGGUAUUCCUUCGGCUUCAAUGAGUUCGCCACUCUUCAGGAUUUCACCAGUCAUCUGGCCAAUCAGCCACUCCUGGGCAGUGAGACAGGUAACUUGAUAGUGCUGCGGGUCCCUUACCCCCGACAAGUGGAGGAGCCGUCCAUCUACGAGUCUGUAUGUGUGCACACAGCCAUGCAGACAGGACGCCAUGAAAGUGACUUGGUCCCCUGCGCCCCAUCGCUGGGAACAAAAGAGGGCUAUCUGGUAAAACAAGGAGCUAUCAUAAAGAACUGGAAACAACGAUGGUUCACACUGAACAGAAAUGAGCUUAAGUACUUCAAAGACAAAAUGUUUGUAGAGCCCAUUCGGACACUGGAUCUGACCGCAUGCUCGGCUGUUCAGUUUGAUUACAGUCAGGAAAGAGUUAACUGUUUCUGUCUAGUGUUCCCUGAAAGGACGUUUUAUCUGUGUGCGAAAUCUGGCGUGGAGGCUGAUGAAUGGAUCAAGAUUCUACGUUGGAAACUGUCGCAGAUAAAAAAAGGCCGAUGAUGAUCAGAACAGGAUGAAGACAUGAGAGUGUGAGCUGUGCGUGCUGUUAAGACUGAUACAAGAGGAUGUUCUGAUAGAAAGGUCAGAGGUCUGUAGAUGAUUAGGGUCUAGACUCAUCCCUAUGGCCAGUGUAAUCUGAUGUCAAGGCAUUGUUGCAAAGGAAGUCUAUGAAUCACACAUAAUCUGAGUGGAGAUACUGUGUCAUAAUGACACUUUCUUUUCUGUCAUGCUGACCACCUCUGAGGAUGGGAGAUUACGGAUAUCAGAUUAAGAAACAAAGCGGAUCUGAUGACAUUUACAAACGGGGCUUUCAAAGAAGGCUGCUUAUCAUUCUGACUAAUUGAACAGUUGUCUUUUCACUGUGGAGCCACCUGUAGUGCACUGCUGCAUGGUGUGGACAAAAUAACAGAAACAGCAUGAAAAAAAUGUUGACUAAAUCACUGUUACAAAGGCAGCUACGAAGAUGGUCGUCAGUUUUAAAGGAGGUCUGAAAAUCAGGCUUAUCCUAUCAUAUGCAAAAGUUUUAACACCCCUGGUCAAACUACGCUUUAUUAGUGAAAAUAUGUUAACAUGUCCUCUACAGGGAACAACUUAUAUAGCUUUCUGCAAUUUUAGUGCAGUUUUUAUUUAUUUC